This is a messenger RNA of Brettanomyces bruxellensis, 858 nucleotides long. RefSeq lists its product as uncharacterized. Gene Ontology annotation, biological process: regulation of transcription by RNA polymerase II. Gene Ontology annotation, molecular function: transcription coregulator activity. Bases 1 to 858 code for a protein of 285 amino acids. Gene Ontology annotation, cellular component: mediator complex. The record is from RefSeq and is a predicted model, not a curated record. The transcript has a single exon. Lineage: Eukaryota; Fungi; Ascomycota; Pichiomycetes; Pichiales; Pichiaceae.
AUGUCGUCGACACUGCCAAAGAAUACACCCAUUUCACUUUCGGGAUCUCCGGCCCUUGCCCAGGUAUCGAAAAACGGCCAGGGAAACUUCAAGACUUACCAUAAUGAUAAAACCGAAAUAUACAAAAAGCUAUCUGUGAUAGAGCAAAGGCUACAAGAUUUGACGAAUUCGAUUCAAAAGUACGAACCCAAUCCGGAUAUAGCGGCAGAUAUUGUGCAGGCAGUGGACUGUUUUAAUUCAGAGUUGGAUAAAAUACAAACGCUACAUGAAAUGAGAUCGAACCAGAUAAUACGACAGAAUGCAGAAAACGACAAACUAAACAUGAAUUUGCGUACUGUUCUCACAACCUUGGAUGAGUGUCAUCAGGAAUUGGCACGUCUUCCAGACUUAUCCGUCGCACAAAUGAAAAAACUCCAUGUGGAAAGUAUUGAGGAAGCGAAAAAGAAACUUCCAGAGCCGGAUCUCAAAUCUGUGAAAAAGCUACUAGCAUAUGCCAUGAAACUCUCGAAAUUCUCGAGGAUACCGCAAACUUUUGAUGGAUUCUUGCUUCCGAACAACUUUCUCUGGCCCGGCGAUGACAAUAUGAGGCGUGGAAUGCUGGCAAUGGCCUCUAUGUACCCGGAUAGAAUCAUUGAAGAGGAAAACAGAGAUAGCGAUGAGAGCAAUGAGCAUAAAAGUGAUGCAAACGGUGUGGUUGAUGGUGAAGAUGAAGAGCAGAAAACCAUCCAGAGCCAUGAUGAUGAUGAUGAGGUUGGAGAGACGAGUUUCGAUCACAGAGAGCAUGCAAAGCCAAAAGAUGCAAGUGAAGUCAUGGCUGGUCUCGACUUGUUUGAUGAAGAUGAGGAUGACGACAUGUGA